Molecule: messenger RNA, 1017 nt
Organism: Phaedon cochleariae (mustard beetle)
Lineage: Eukaryota; Metazoa; Arthropoda; Insecta; Coleoptera; Chrysomelidae
Source: the annotation of a GenBank genome assembly
AUGAACAGAAGUAGAACUAUGAAUACACUAUACAAAGUGGUUCUAGCAGUAGUGGGUGUACUAGGUUUCUUAUGCAUCAUUCUGAACCCGAACAACGAAAAGUUCGACAACAUAUACGAGUCUCGAGAGACAAAAACAUUUUUCUCAGUGUACCACCAGUCCUUAUGCGAAGGAAAAACAAAGAUACGGGAAGUCUCUGAAGUCCCUAGAAAGUGCCCGCAAGGGGGCAUAGUCACAGUGAAUCAAGGAGGCCGACUGGGGAACCAAAUUUGGGAGUACGCCUCAGUCUGGGCAGUCUCCAAGCUGACCGGACUAGAACCCUAUGUACCAGGCUGCAUAAGAAACACCAUAGACGAGCUGUUUGAGAAUUUAUCCAUACCAGCUCUGGAAGACAUAUCCCAUUGUGAAAUAAGGUUCGUCGAAGUAGUGAAAGGUUUGGAAGCUUGGAGUUCCCCCAACCAGAGUAUAAUCUUGCCGAUUUACUCCAGACUGUUUGACAUUGCCGUGCCGUUUAUCGAAGAAAUCAAAAUGGAUUUCCAGAUAAGGAAGACAGUGCUAGAGAGAUGUCAACAGAUAUUGCGUGAAGCUGCGAAGCUAUCCUCUUAUCCUGCUCAGACUUUUGUAGGGGUACACGUUCGAAGAACAGACUAUAUGACGUACUUGAAUUGGAAGUACCAAAACGUCACCAUAGCAGACCAAAGCUACUUUCUGCGAGCGAUGGAGAUAUUCGAGGGGAAGUUCGAGAAUGUGAUUUUCGUGGUACUGAGUGACGAUUUGUCUUGGUGUCGCAAUGCUUUUUCUGGUAAAGGGAAUGUUUAUAUCAACAAAAUGGGGCUCGGUAAUUCCGCAGUGGUGGAUUUGGCGCUGAUGGCGUCUUGCAAUCACACGAUUUACGAUUACGGGACGUAUGGGGAUUGGGGGGCAUUGUUGGCGGGGGGAGAUAAUAUCUAUUUCAAUCUCAGUGUGAAUCCUUCGGCGCAAAUGGGGAAAAUGCUGCCCAACUGGAGCACCAUCUGA